Molecule: messenger RNA, 14820 nt
Organism: Dendroctonus ponderosae (mountain pine beetle)
Lineage: Eukaryota; Metazoa; Arthropoda; Insecta; Coleoptera; Curculionidae
Product: protein split ends
Biological process (GO): regulation of transcription by RNA polymerase II
Cellular component (GO): nucleus
Molecular function (GO): mRNA binding
Source: RefSeq, a predicted model, not a curated record
GGCUUAGCAAGUACUGGCUGGAGUGCGAGAGUUUCUUGAAGCUUUGUUUGUAAGCAGAUGGAGAUUUUUUCGAAAAAGGAUGCUUUUUAGUAAAAGCGGGAAUUAAGUCCAGUUCGAGGUCUAAAAUCGAAAAUAUUUCAAGAUGAAAAAAAUUUCAAAAUCCUGAUAAUGCAGAGGAAAAUCUGCGAAACGCGAUUUGCAAAAUGUUUACUAUUAAAACUUUUGAGAUUUUUGCCUCAAACUUAACUGACUUAAAAAUAACUGGAAAACUGUGGCAAAUGCGAAUAAACGCCAAGAGACAAGAACGUUCCCAAAUUGAAAAAGGCAUCGAAAACCGUCGGAAAUAGUAAAGGUUUUUCACCCAGCCUUAAACGAAAGAGAAAUUAUUGAGUGCAAAUUUUUGGAUACCGAUAUUUUUGGCUAAUCCAAGUAAAACAUCGAAAAACUAUCUAUCUGCACGAAAAACGAUAUCGAAUGUCGAGUUCUAGGAUAGCUGUUUUGUAAGUGCGGCAACAGCGCAUUUGGCAAUCGAGGAGCAGCGUAGAAUGGCGAUUUGGCCCCGCGUCACCAGUUCGUUGAGUGAACAGACCCUACUGAAGUGAAAAAAGGCACCCGAAACGGGGGCAAAAAGUGCAAAAAUUAUUGGAAACAUUUCAGGUUUUUAGUGCGAGUACGACGAAAAAUCAGUGCCGGGGAAAAUCUGUGAUGUGAGGUGCAAAAUCAGUGUGGUGGCUAUCGAGGGCAACCCGGAGGGAAGUGCGACAAGAUGAGAGCGAAAAGGCUGUGGUUUUGUGUGAAAUAGUGUUUUUAGUGCGCCAACAAACAACGUUUCCUCAAUGUGGAGUUUAGGGCACGAUGGUCAGAGAGACUAGACACUUGUGGGUAGGAAAUUUACCCGAGAAUAUAAGAGAAGAUCGCAUAAGGGAACACUUCAAAAGGUAUGUCGUUCAGUUGUACCAUUGCAACCACUGUCAAGAGAGACACAAACUGAGUAAACAUGGUAGGGAUUUAGGAUAUGGCCGAGUGCAGAGUGUUAAAUUAUUGCCAAGGACACCCGAGGAGAAGACGGGCGAGGUCCAGAUGGCGUGCACGGUGGCGUUCAUGGACAUCAAAAGUGCGUCCAAAGCUCAUAAUGCCGAGCUCAAAAUCGACGAUCGCACCCUGAACACGAAGUACUACGAACCUGCUGCCAUUCCGUCCGCGGCGGCGCCCCAUCCGGGCACGCCACCCCCGUACACUACCUCUACCUCGCCUGGCCCCACCAGGUUCCCCAACGGCCAUGGAUCGUCUGACGAGCACGGUUUUCCGGACCCGUCGAGCGAUGCGGCGUCGCGUUUCUAUGAGCGCCCGACCAGCGGCGUCGGAGCCGCCCCUACUUCCGCCCCUGAGGGCGGUUCAGGCACCUGUCGAGGUGGCCGGAACCGCGACCGGUUCCGUGGGGGCGGCGGACACAGAGGGGCGGUCUCCGUUUGGGGAACUUCCGCUGCCGGAUAUGCGGAUUCGUCCAGGUAUAGUAAUAGUAAUGAAAGAAGUCAGUCGGAUACAACAGGGUAUAGUUCGGCGCCAUCGUCCGAUACGAACGAUCGGCGCAACUCAGAUAGUGUGAGAAAAAAGGACAAGUCCAGGUCCGGCUCUCGAUCGCCAUCACCAAACGGUAGUACCAGUACUAGAUCUCCUUCGAGAUCACGUUCGCGGAGUAGUAGUAGCACAUCGUCGUCCUCCACGUCGCGCGGUACGUCUUCGACGUCUUCACCGCGCUCGCGCCAACACCGGCACCACUACAAGAAGGUAACUGCGCAGAACGCUGGCGCUUCAGAAGAUCGCCGACCGCUUGGAAUUCGUGUGAGUAAUUUGCCGGUCCGCUCGAGCGAUACUUCCUUGAAGGAUGGUUUAUUCCACGAGUAUAAGAAGCAUGGCAAAGUUACAUGGGUGAAGGUAGUGGGCCAGAAUGCUGACCGGCACGCGAUCGUCUGUUUCAAAAAGCCCGAGGACGCUGAAAAAGCACUAGAGGUCAGCUAUGAUAAGCUGUUCUUUGGAUGCAAAAUUGAAGUGGAACCACAUUCUAUUUGCGAUAUUGAUGAGGUGGAGUGCCGCUACGAGUCGGAGAUAGAUGAGUACAAUCCGAAGGCAACCAGGACGCUUUUCAUCGGCAACUUGGAGAAAGACGUGACUGCAUCCGAUCUCAGAAAACAUUUCGAUCAGUUCGGUGAAAUAAUCGAAAUCGACAUUAAAAAACAAGGGGCUGUGAGUUCGUACGCUUUUUGCCAGUACUCGGACAUAGUUAGUGUGGUAAAGGCAAUCCGCAAAAUGGACGGUGAGCACUUGGGCAACAACCGGAUCAAGUUGGGUUUCGGAAAGUCUAUGCCGUAUAAUUGUGUGUGGAUAGAUGGGGUGGUGGAAACCGUCACCGAGAAGUACCUGAUGAUUCAGUUCGAACCGUUCGGCGCGAUUUCAAAGUGCAUAAUCGAUCGCGAAAAGGGCCAAGCUUUAGUGUUUUACGAGCAUGUGUCUCAGGCCCAGAUGGCUGUUAAUAAAAUGAGGGGUUUUGUGCUGAAAAACGCGAAACUGCAAGUGGACUUUGCGAGCCGUGAGUGUCAGGAGUGUUUCUUCGAACGGCUGGAGAAGCAGGGCGCUGUAUUAGAGAGGGCGGGGUUUGAAGAUCGCAGAGAUUCAAGCUCGAGGAGUUUUGAUUCUACUGCCGCUUCGCGGAUAUCCAGAUACGACACACCGACGCGACCUCGCACAUCGUACUGGAAGUGAGGAGGCUUUCCGAGACGACUUUACGGCACCAUACACGACGACCUUCAGUUGAUAACAAAUAUGGUCACUAUCCUCCUCAUACAGUGGGCUGCAAGAGGCGGAGAACUGGGGGAAGCGAUGGAGGAGUCAAGACGGGAACUCACGCUCAUUACCCGGAAAAUUCUGAUGGGUCCGAUCAGCCAGGCUCCCGACCCGGCACGCCGCUUUGCGAUGAGAACCCAGAGUUUCCCCCGGGAGAACCGCCAAAGCGCACCACUCGAGAAAGAGGUGAGGGCCCGAUGAUGCUGCCGCUCCCCAAAUGGGCGGCGCAGGUUCGAGCGCUGGUGGAGUUCCAAAGGGGAACCAUUUCCGUAUCGGGAAUCAAGGGCCAGAAGGAGCAUGCCAAUCCGCUGGCGAGCCCGCCACCAGCCGCGACUAGUCCGAGGAUAUCGCAACAUCAUGCGCCCCGGCCGCCCAGUCCGCUUCUCCAUGUGCCGCCCCCGGCUUCUCCACCGCCUCGCCCGCCCAGUAUGAGCUCAAACUCGAGCGACAGCGAUGGGGUAACUGGAAGUCCGUCUCUGGAGGAGCGGAUUAAAUCGUUGGACGAGAAAUACGAAAAGUGGUCUGGCAGUAGAGCAUUCAGCGCUACCGGGAACGAUCCCUUGGCUCUACUGGACGCAAGCCUUGAAAAGUUCCGAUCCAGACAUAAACUCCUGGAAAUCCAAGAUCUCAAGGAAGUGCAGCCGUCGGAGAUAGUGAAGUCAGUGAUGGCCAAGCGAUCGGUAUUCGAUGAAGAUUUAAAGCGGCUGGAGAGCGUGGGUGAAAAGUACGAGCCGAAGGACUUUGGAUUAUUCUGUCGUCUGCCGGCGAUUUCCACCCAACCCAUCUCCUUAUCAUCAGCAGUUAGUAACCCCAACACCACUGCUCUUGUGGCGGUAGUGGCGUCGUCUUUGAAAUUAUCUACCUCGGUCAGUACUCAGUUGCCUAAAACACCAACCAUGUUAUCUCCUAGGUCUUCUGGUACGCCUUUGCCCAUCUCAGCAAGUAGAGGGCUUCAGUAUCCCUUUCCCAGCCAUCCACCCAUGCCGAUGUCUCCGGCCCCGACGACUUCGCCCAUCGUUACAAGUUUCUCCACCCCCCCAGUCACCACUUUAAGUACAAGCGUCACUGUGCGGAACCCGAGCCUCGGUGAAAAUAGACUGAAAUCGACGGUGAAUGUUCCCGGUGAAUCACGAACUUCUAGCGUAAAAAAUCGUAGUGUAGCUCCAGUAGUUAGUGACGUAUCUAGUGCGGGCAAACCAAAACCCAGUGAGAAAAUAUCCCUAAGGCGGAACUCGUGCAGCACCAGUCCUCGGGCGGAUGUGAAAACACGACGUAAUAGUGAUACUAGUGCUCGGCGAAUAGAGGACGGUGAAAAGUCGAAAAUAGAAGAGCAAAAGCUUGUUGAUAAGACCAAAGAAGAAUUUGAGAAACACCGGAAGGAGCAAGAGGAGAAAGAGCGCCUAGAAAAUGAACGAAUUGAAAAGGAGAAGCUGGAGCGCGAGCGGAGGGAAAAAGAGCGAUUGGAGCGAGAGAGCGAAUUGGAUAAACAACGGCUGGAAGAAGACAGGCUGGAAAAAGAAAGAAUACAGCGCGAAGCAAUAGAGCGCGAACGGGCGAAAGAACAAGAAACAGAGCGAGAAAGAAUUCGCCAGGAGAAGGAAGCGAUAGCCAGGCUAGAAAAAGAGAGUCAAGAGAAGGAGAAACUCGAACGAGAACGAGUGGAAGCGGACAAACGAGAAAAAGAGGAAUAUCUUCGACGUGAAAGAGAGGAACGUGAGAACCAAGAGCGCGAAGAACGCGACCUUAAAGAAAAGCUUGAGAGAGAACUAAAAGAAUCUGAACGAAGGGAGAAGGAGGAACGGGAGCAAAAGGCAAAAGAGGACCAUCGAAGUGCCAAAGAAAAAGAACGCAGGAGAAGUGAAGAUAGAGUAAACAAUAGAAAUAAAGACUCAGACAAUCAUCAUGAACGUAGUAGCAAGCAUAGAGAAAAUCACAGUGAACUUAAGCAUCGAGAAAACAACACCCAUCCAUCGGAAAAGCACCAACAAGAAAACCAACCAUCUACCAAAGAAUCGAAGGACAUCAAGUCGACUCGGGACGAUUCUCUUAGGAAAGACAAUGCCAAUCAAGACCUACAGAGGAGAGAAGUCUACCAAGAGAACGUCAAUAAGCAUGAAAAUAGCAAAGCUCAGUUCGAGCGAGAUGCUGAAAGACGAAAGGAGAGCAUCAAGGAGAACCGAGAUAAUAAUAUCCACGACAGAGUUAAAUAUCUAAAUAACGAUGUCAGCGAUAGAGCAAUAUUAGAAACCAGACACAUGUCUUUGGAUCUUGACCUCAAAAAUCAAGUAGAAGUCAACAAGGACCCCAAUCGACGAAAGGAGCGCAAUAACAGUCUACCUACCCAUGUAGGUAUAAAAAGGCGAAUUAGUGUUCAGGAUGGUUUAGAAAUGCCCGAAGAUGCGAAACGAAGUAAACUCAGUGAGUUUAAGAGAGUUUCGGAAAGGAGAGAUUCAAGAGACAGCAUUAAGAGCGACGACAGAUCUAAAAAGCCUAAACACAAGAACAACUCUAUGCCCAAUUACGACAAACACAGCAGUUCGAAGGAAGGUGAGGACAAGCGGAAAGACAAAGAUAGGGAAGACAAACACAAGCACAGACAUAAAUUAGAAAAACAGAAAUCUAAAAGUAAAAGCAAAGAAAAAGAGGGUAGGGAACUGCACCAAUCACCAGUUGAAGCGCCAGCUAAUAAUAUAUCAAUGAACGACAAAGACUUUUUAGCGACAUUUAAUUUACGUAGUAAUGAAGAAAUCGAACAGGAAAAGCAAGAGAAACAGAAGCGUGAAGCUUUGAGGGAGAAACGUAACAAGGAUACAACGGAUGCGGACAAACGCUCAGAGGAAAAGAAAAGUGAGGACAGGACUAAGAAAGACAAACCAGCGUCACUGGAAAUUAAAGAUCUCCUGAGAUCACCCCAGGAAGAUAAACAGAGAUUUGACAAAAUUCAUAAAAAAGAUCGCAUCAGAAAACUUACUAAUAGCUCGGAUAGUGACUCUGACGAGCCAAAGAAACAUUCAAUUUUUGAUAUUGUCGACGAUGGCCCUCCAUAUAUUUCCAUGUACGACAAAGUGAAAGCCAGAAGUUGCAAAAACAUGCAAAAGCAGGAAGAGGAGAAAAGGCAGGAGAAAAUCAAAGCCAAGUUCAGUCAGCUGAAACUCAGUAGGGCAAGGCGGGAAGAAAAGAAACGGUCAAACUCAUGGGAUGAAGAUUCGGAUUCCGAUAAAGACACCGAAAUAAAAUGCCGAAGAGGCAGAAAAUUGCUUGAUAGUUCGGAUGAAAGUGAGGAUCAUAAAACCUCGUACAAGCAAAAAGAUACCAUCUAUAGCGAUUCCGAUAAUUCGUUACGACAUUCGUUUCGACAUAUUAAAAUGGAGCCAACCGAAACGACAGACGAAGACAUUAAGUUAAAACAGCAGCCGUUACGGUGCUCAAAAUCAAAAAUAACUAGCGAUAGUUCAGAAGAGGAUUACCAACGACAUCCGACUAACAACAAAUUGCCUUCGAUUGAUUAUCAUGAAAAUGCAACAGAUAAGCCAAAAGCGUCGUUAUUCGAAAACGACACUGAAGGAGAACUAGAAAUCAAGCCCGAAAAACUCACUUCUGUAAAGACCGAACUCGAGCGACUAGUAAAGAAGGAACGAAGAAAUAGCAAAUUCCAAGAAUUUACCUCCCCGGAACAGCAAAGCUUUGAUGUAUUACACUCCCAAUCAUCCGAAGUGAAAAUAGACAGAUUUAACAGCAGAUCUCUAUUCGACAACACUAGCGAUGAUGAUUUUCCCGAAGUGAAGAAGGAAAAAUCUGAGAAACGAGAAAAGAAACACAAGAAAAAGCAGAAGAAGCAGAAGCAUUCCCUUUCGAAUGAAGAGUCGGGGAAAUUGGAAUUUGAGUCGGAGUCGCCGGGCGCGCAAGAAAGAAAGCACCACGACAAAAAGAAAGAUCAUUCCAAAAAGGACAGGAAGCGGGACAAAUUAAAGGACAGCAGAGACAAGCCGAAAAAAGCCAAAAAGAGCAAAAGUGAGAACAAAAGCGAAACCAAGCGCGACGGUAAAAUGGAAAAUAUAUUCGGCUCCUUGUCCGAAGACUCCGAAGCUGGAAUUAAGUUGCAAAAAUCAGAAUUUCGACCUGAUGAGUUUCGACCUGAUGAGAAUGCUCAACCUGCACAGCUUUAUAACAACGAUUCAGAUAAAGAACAACUGAAGAUUCAAGAAGAGAAAGACAGGGAAGCUGAACAUAAGAAACGAAAAGAGAAAAAGCGCAGAGAAAAAGAACGUCGAUUUCAAGAAGCGGCUGCGGAAGCAGCUGCAGCUGCUGCAGAGGAACCACCAAAUAGCAAUGAUAACAGCAUGGAUUUCGCAGACAUGUGCAAGCAAUUGGAAGCCAACAUCAAGGAUGACGCUCCCGAAGGGAACUACAAUACUGAGAUCAGCAGCAGUAAUCUGGAAACUUCCGACACAUUUAAUGAGGCGGACAAAGACGUAAAGAAAGAAAAGGAAGAUCGAAAGGAGGGCAAAGAGAAGAAGAAAAAGCGCAAAAAGAGCAAAGAUGAGAAACGGCAUCACCAUCAUCAUCAUCACCACGAGAAAAACAAAGUGAAAACCCCGGAAGUGAAACACGAGAUUUCAGAGUCGCCUUUGAUUAUUAACUUGUCCGAUAUCAAGAUCGAACCUGGUGUAGCUACGGAAAGGGAAGUUCCUAGUACUCCACCCAGUAGUCACAGCCAAAGUCUGCCUAAUCUGGACGACAUUCAAAGCCCAACAACCGAAAAGUCUCCUCCUAAGUUUGACAAAGUUGUAGUCAAUCCUAGUGUAAACUCUUUACAAAAUUCAAGUCUUGGAACAUCGAAAACGAAACGAGACAAGCAAUCGAAAAUUCCUGGGUUUGGUACUGAAAUUGAUGAAGUCAUACACGAGAAUGCGGUGAAGUCAAUUUCUGGAAUCAUCAAGCCUGAAGUUAAAGUGGAGGAACCCCUGGUUCAGACAGAUGUAACUGAAGAGCUGCUGGCGGAUUCUUCGCAGGACAAAACUCGCGUGGUUAUCUCGCAGGAAGAAACAGAAGAUGCUGUGGCCGCUCUAUUAGGCGAAAGUUUUGGAGGCUGCCAAUUUGAAGAGCGCUAUGACGAAGACAUUACAGUUACCACUGAACUGGUUGUGCCAGAGUUGGUCGAGGAGCCAAACGUCCAGGACGACGAGGAGAUGAGAAAAGCGGUUCAAAGUCUUGAGGUGGAAGGAGAAAUUUCCAAACCAGAUACUCCUCAGAGCGAGCAUGAGUUGCAAAUCGACACAGACACUGAGGAACCAGAUGAAAGUACUCAAGCUGCUGACCAAACGGCGAAAACUGUUGAACUUUUCCAAAAUACCAAGAAAAUCCCUGCAGCUAUUCCAGUAUGUAGUGGCAGUAAUAAAGUCACUUCUCCAUUAGCUUUCAAGUCGUUGAGCAGUCCACCGUCUUUAUCUCCAAUAAAAUCGGAGCCCAGUUCUGAAGCGGAUCAGAAACCGAUGAAACCAGCUGAGUGUAUUAAUGUUUUGGUUGAACGCGAGCAACAACCACAGCAAACUGUCAUAUCGCAGACGUGGUCUGGUGAACGAAAGGAAGUUGUUCUGAGCAAACCGGUUUUGGCAGAGAAUCCAACAGCUAAGCCGGCAAUUACAGUGGUUGAUGUACCAGCUCAGUCUCAAGUGGUGCAACCGCAAAUAAAGCAGUUUGUUGCCGCACCGCCGACGAUUAAGAUCAAUGAACCUUUAUAUCCUCCCUUAGCAAAACUGUCUCCAUUGGUCAAUCAGAAAACUAUCACUACAGCACCCUCAGUGGUUCAGCCAUCCACAUCUUCAGUCGUUGCCAUUCAACAAAGCCGUCAUAAUUUACCCGCCCGCUUACCUGACCCGACCUGCAAGCCAGUUGCGCCGGAGGCCUCAAACAGUCCAGCUUUGAGCAGGCUGCCCAUCACUCCAGUUAUUGUGACCAAACCACUUCAACCUGCUACUAUCUAUUUGCCUCAACCCAUCGUGGCACAUUCAUCUGAACCUCCAAAGCUCAUAUCAACUGCAGAGCUUCGGCAGGAGAGACCCAGAAUGAUCUUCCACCCAUCGGGAAUGCAACCUUACAAGGCGUUUGCGCCCGGCCAACCGGCAAGGAUGUUAGUGCAAGGUGAUAUCCGACAUUUCCCUCCGAAUGCGCACUUUGUGCCCAGCAGACAAAUCAAUCCUUCCGCUUACGGGCAGUAUAUGGGCCUGCACUCCCCUCCGCCGUUUGUGCCCCUGCAACUGCUCAAGAAAGAAUCCCAGAUUCGUACCGAGCCUGACUCGAAGCCAGCCGAUCAGCACGCGAAUUCUAACAGCAUCAAAACGACUGCAGCUGUGACUGCUCCACAUUUGAUAUUAACCGACAUUCGCUCUGCUCCGAACAGCUUGGCUGUAAAAUCGCCUCCUCCAGUUACCAGCAAAGCCAUUGUAAUUCCUCCAUCCUCACCAAGGCGGAGCCCCAGUACUUUGGCCGUCAUUAACGCGGAAGCUCCAAGUGUGUCUGGUGCUGCCUCAUCAUCGCCUGAGCGACGGUCUCCAAGUGUGCCAGUAGCAGAUAUUCCCGCUCCAGCAGAAAGUGUGCCUGAAAUCGACACUUUGCAGGUUCCAGCUGUUCAGAACCGAACAUCAAGCCCCAAUCCUGUUCUAGUGCCCAAUCCUGAACCAAUUGUCGCUGUUCAAUUGCCUGUUAGUAAAAUCCCCACCGAAGCCAGUGCUGCGGAUAAGGAGCAGGCGCCCGCAGUUAAACCCGAAAAGGAUCUGAUGGAGGUGCCCAAGGCACAGCCACCUCCUCAGCUGGAUGCGGCAAAGCCCAGACCAGAACUGGGAGAAUCUGCUCCUUGUCCAUCCCCAGCAAAAGACCCAACAGUUAAAGCGGAGGAGCCCACUACUGUUCCGAGAACAACCCAAAAAGACCCCGAAGUUCAACCGGCCAACCUUGCCGCUCAUGCUUUAGCCGAGAAGGUGACCAAGGAGCAGGAAACCCUUGAAGCUAAGGAGGACAAUGAGUUCUGGUCAGCAAAAGACUCGGUCAACAUUGAGUCGGUCAUUCAAACGCUCGGCUCAGCAGACGAGAUGUCUGAUAGUGACCACAACCAAGCCGCAGCAGAGCCAAAGUCAAGCAAAAAAGAGCCGGAACCCGUCGAACUUGCAGAGCACGACGACGACGCUUCCGUUGCCGAUAUGAAGGUUGACGAGGAUGCUGAAAAUGAGCCGGCCGACAUCGAAAACGACCCGAAAACCGAAACAUCCGUAACCAGAAGUAGCGCUCGGAGGGGCCGUGGUGGAAGGCCCAGAGCCAACAAUAAAGUGGCGAAGCCCACUUUGGAGCGCGGGGGGAUUCAGACGCGGCGCGGUAAGCAAAAGGAGGCAGCGCAAGGAGCCGCCGCAGUGCCCAACAUCAAGCGUGGCCGCGGAGGAAAGGUGCGCUCCGAACGAAAAUCUAGCAAAUCCGAGUCGGAUUCAACGACGAACGACGUGUACGAGUUCAGAGAGGACUCGGAUGAUUGCAACAAAGAACAGCGACCCCGCUUGGUGUUGACCAUCAAGUCGACCACUUCCAGCACAAGCAACGCACAAACCACCACCAUUGUGAAGGAAAUCACUAAGGACGGAGCUAAGGAGAUUGGAAAGGAAGUGAAGGACACUGUCCAGCCGAAAGUCAAGGAAAAGGACUCUGCCAAAGAAGUCCAAGAGGCCUUUCAUUCGCCACCCAACCCGGAACCCAAAGACGAGUUCACUUCGCCGCAGACUUCAAACACCCGAAAGUCACGCCGGCUGGCCGAAAAAGACGUUUUUAGAAACACAGUGGAUGAUACGAUAGAAGACGUUAUCAAGAACACGCCGCUCACCAGGGCAGCAGCCAAUCAAAGAAGAUCGGGGCGGCAGCAAAAGAAACUGCCCGUGGUAGUUCAGGAGCCAGACCCGCCUCGCAAAAGUCCCAGAGGGCGCAAGCCUAAUCGCCGAGUAUCUGAAUCAACGGAAAAUUCAUCCAGUGAAGAUCUGAAAGAGGAGAACACCAAGCCUGUUGCUGCGGCCCCGCUUCCGCCAGCUCCUAUCGCUGUACCAUCCAAGCCAAAAGUGGAAGUCGCCACCACCAAGCCUGUAGAGCCGAUUCCACCCGAAGCCACUAAAGAGAAGAAAGUGGAUCAUUGCAGUUUGAAAACAGUUAUGCUCAAGCGGUUCAAGGGUGAGAUGAAUGCCAACAAGCCUGAGCCCACCAAGCUGAUCGAUCCAGUCACGGGCAUGUUGAUCCCGAUGCGGGAGAGCGAAGAAGGCAAGUACAUUCCAUUGCCGGGAACUUUGCUGGCAGACAAGAAGCCGAAUGCUGUUCCAUCAGUAGUCAGUGAUUUGUGUUUGGAGGCGAAAGCCAACGACAAUGCUAAAAUGCAACCUAGUGUGAUCGCUCAAUCGCACCCGGUUACAGUCGUUCAACAGUCCACGCCAAAGAUUCACACUUUGAAGGCGCACGUGUUAAACAGCCAAGCAGCUAAGGCGGUGGUGACUGAUCUGGCGCCGAGCAAUAAAACUUCUGUCCUACAUAAUCCAGUGUCACAACCCAGAGACAACGUCCUACAGUUCGCGUCUCCAUCCAGCAUCAUGGGCACCAAGUGUAGUACCCCUGUUCACAUUGCAAAGUGUGGAACUCCGGGUUCAUCAUCGGUUCCAGCUGCAGCCAAUCUGCAAGGCGGCGUCGGUCCGCUUUCUCCUAGACCGGGAGCGCCUGUUGCGGAGGUGAAGCCGCAGGUGAAAGCGCCCAUGCAUUCUCCAGGCCAAGACUUGAAGCUGGCGAAUGAAAGACAUCUGCUUCAAGCCAGAGACCACCUGACUGAGCACGAUGUCCAUCCUCUAAACAGUCACUUGGACUUCGUCAAGCAACAAGCGAAGAGUGCGAAUAAAGUGAUGUCUAAGCCUGUUCACUCGAACCUGCUCCAGCAACACAUGCCUGCACAGAUUUCCAACCAUCCGGUAAGCAAAGCCUUGAGGAACGAACAGAUCCACCACGGCAAAGGGGUGAUUGAGAACUCCAAAAUAGACGUGAACAUGCCCAUGAUGUUGGGCCGGCCGAACUUGAGUCCGUCAGGUCAGCAGCCUCGUUUAAGCGGCGGCUUACCAGUCCCUACCUACGAAGCUAGUUUGAUGGCGGACGCAAGGGCUUACUAUAACAGGAGUAGCCCACCACCAGCGCACCAAAAUUCCCCACAUUCUCCAAAGGGCGAACCUCUGACUCACUUCCCAGCUCUGAGACCGAAUCUAAUCCAAACUCACUAUAUUCAUCCGCAACACAUGAUGUACCAACAGUUUUUGAGGCAACAGCAACAUUUUCAAAGAACUGUCAACAUGGAAAAGCCUGGUGAAGAUGGGGAGGACACUUCAGUGAGUUUGGCCCUGUCUGGUCGAGGCGCUGCCGUACCACAUCAUUCUCCUCACAAUCGAGCAACAGAGUCGCCAGCAAUUGGUCAAGUUUACAAUCCUCUGACCACAAGGCUGCCCCCCUAUCAUCCGGGGACGCGCUUCUUCGAACCGCAACAACCUGCUGAGCCCCCACCUGCACACAGGCCUCUCACCUCGCACGACAGGGCUGGACUGGCUCAUAUACCCCAAUUGGCGUCUUCUGAUCGUUCCUUAGCGUCGCAUGGUCCACCUCAUUCCAGCGCUCAUCUCAUUUCCGACAGACCCACAGGAAUUAUUCAAGCGCGACCUCACAGCACCACACAUUUGGGUGCUGGGGAGCGGUCUCAGCCCUCACCUUAUGGAGCUGAACUUUCUGGGCUUGUUAAUACAAAUUUGGGCGCAUCUGGUACAUUGAUGGGACCAGCCAAACAUAUGGGCCCUGAUUCGCCGGUUGGUCAGCGCUUGGGAAAUCUAAUAGCGGGGCCUGCGAAACUGAUUGGGGCUGAUGCGCCCCUAACUCAACGAAUUAUCCGAAUGUCUACUCCACCUAGCCCGACGCCUGCCUCGCAAAACCUGUACGAGGCCUUAGAGCCCUAUGUGAUGAAAUGGCAGGGCCUGUUGGCGCUUAAAACCGACCAAGCCGCUGUUCAAAUGUACCUAAUAUCUGGGAAUGAGGAAGUGGCGAAAUCCAGUCUGCCUAAGAACGAGGACGGAUCGACGCCACCUUUGAGGAUUUUCCAGCGAAUGCGAAUGGAACCCAUGCAAAUCGAAGGAGUGGUCAGAAAGAUGCAGACGGAAAAAGAACACUGUAUACUUGUUGCGCUGCCUUGCGGACUGAACACUGAAGACGUACUGAAGCAGUCUCAGAACUUAAUCACUUUGAUCAACUAUCUUCAACAGAAGCAGGCUGCAGGCAUCAUCAAUGUGGCUUAUCCUGGAACAACGCAUCCGCCGGCAUACGUGGUUCACAUAUUUCCAUCAUCCGAUUUCGUGAAUCAAAACCUUCGACGUUUGGCGCCCACACUUUUGGAUAGAAUAGUGGCAAACGACACGUCCCAUCUUCUGAUUGUGAUAACGACCGUGUAAUUUGUUCUUCGAAUCGGUUGAAAUUGCGUCUUUACUAGUCAAUAGUCUUUGAGAAAUGACUGCACUAUGAGCAAGUCUCACCAAGCUUUGCCCAGUGGGAACCGGAUUGAAAUGGGUAAUUUCAAGCCGCAAUUAUUUCAAGUGGAUUCUUCCGCGGAAGAGUUCCGUGUAGACCGUGCAUCAGGUUAGCCCCAGAGAAAUAAAUCGAGUUUUUUAUUUUCGGUUCAGGACAUCUUCAUUUUAGAAAUGUAACAUUCGUUAGAUAUGUAUUCAUGCUUUCAAUGUUAUUUGGGGCUUCCGUAUUUUGAUGUUGUUUGGCAAUGUUCUUAAGUCUUAUUCAAAAAAUUGAACGAAGAAGUAUCUACUAAUGUUUGUAACUACACUAAAUAUGUCAUUUUUUUUAAAGGAACAACACACUAUUACAAUGUGUAGAUUAAAUAAACAAAUAAAAAGAUAUAAAACACUAUACUUAACUAUUUAAAAAGUUUCACUGUGAUUUCUAAAGAUGCGUUACUAUAUUAUAAAAAUGUUUAAAAAAGCUAAAAAAAUAAUUUACCUACAUAAGAGAUCUCAUAUUUUGAACUUAGUUUUGUAAUAGAGUUUUUCUUUGUUUAGAAGGUCUUUAUUUUCAUAUUCGCGCUUUUUUGUAUUCUUUACACCUCAAUGCAAGAGAUAUUUUUUGCAUAUAUGUAUUAAUUUAACACACACAUGUAACAAAUUGAUUGGACAUUUCCACGACUUGAAGUGCUUACACAUUGAAGCAAGUAUCUCCUGUACUGAUGUAACUCGUCUACUAUCCUUGCAAUAUUUGCAAAGAUAGUCGACGAUGUGAGACUGGAACUAACUUUUUAUUUCGACAUGAGGGUUAAGUUGCAUUUUUCACAUGAUUUGCAAUUACGUAACAAUUAAGAUCUCAAAUUAAGACGAAACAAGGGCGAUUGGAAUUAAAUGUAUAUUUUUUGCAGCGAAUGCAGCUUAGCCCUUAUAAGUUCUACAGGCUGUAAUUUGUUUAAAAAGUUACUGUUGCCCUUCUUUGAAUUAGGCUUUCGAAAUUUGGAAUUUUAGGCGGAAUAUUUUCCAAUUUUGUGCAGUUUCUCCACUGCACAGAAAAGGCCCAGGGCAGACUCGAAGGCCUGCAAAAAUAUUCCACCUAAAAUCAUCUAAACAAUGCAGAACUUUAGGAAAUAUAGAUUUUGUAGCAUAUAUAUUAGCUGUACGAAUCCUUUUUUUUAUUUACAACAAGCUGUAACAUAUAUGUGAAUAAGUAGAGUUAGUUUUGUUUAUUUAUAUAUAAGAUUACAUUUUUGAGUUUAAUUGUUAAGAAUUUUCUGUACAGUGUAUUUAGGCUGUAAGUAUAACUAUAGCGAGCGUUACAAAAUACUAUAAUAGGGAAAAUUGUGAUGUCUAUACUACUGUGUAAAUUUUGUACAUAUAUAAAAAAAUACUGUGUAUUGUGAGUAUACAUUAUUAUAACUAUUACGAUAAA